CAAAUAUAACCAACACGCCAUUUUAGUUGCUAGCAUACGAUGGUGUAUUUUGUGCUUUAUUGAGCCAAAUUACACGAUAAAAUUUAACCGACGUAAACAAAAACAUUCACUUAACCUAAAAUACGUACGGUACUCAAAUGGAAAAUAAGUCGCUGCAGAUCGCAUCUGACUUGGGUAUAGAACCAGACGAAAUCGAAAUAGUUAGCGUAAACACUAUUUGCCGGUUGUGUGGCAGUCAAAACGAGCGUUUAAUCGGGAUAUUCAGUGAUGAGGGCAUUGGGAAUGAUCUCUCGAAUAAGAUUAAUCUUUAUCUGCCAGUAAAAGUGGCAGCUUCAGAUGAUUUGCCUUUGCAAUGCUGUUGGAAUUGUGCCUCAACGUUGUUGGCCUGGCAUGAAUUGGUUGUAACGAGUGUUGAGACAGACCGCAGGUUUAGGAAUUCGCAGUUUAUUGCAGAAAAACAAGUUGUUGAAGAUGUGGAAUUGGAUAUCUCUGUCAAUCCCCCCAGUGAUGACAAUGAAGACAAAGACGGGAUGGAGACCAAGACCAUCGUUACAAGUCUGGAUGAUUUCAGUCAAUCUUCGCCCAGCCAGGGAUUCAAAAAAGUUCAAAAAGCACCUAAGAAGAAGAAAAAAGAAUCCAUCACAUGUUUUCCUCUAGAAGAAACCGAGGCACCUCUCGAGACCUACAUUACGGGCAUUGAACAACAACUGAUCGAUCCGGAAUUAGUCGACGCUUCUGACUAUAAAGUAGAAAUUGAGACCGAUCAUAUUUUCACACACGAAGACAAUAAAUGUAACGAAGUAAAGACGCCGGAGAUAAAGUCGGACGAGGAAGAAGAACGGCCGUAUUUCGGAUGUCAGUAUUGCCCCGCUAUAUUCUUCAUUCGCAAGGCUAUAGUUGAUCACGUGAAAGAAGAACAUGAGAAGGAAUAUGACAAAAAUUAUAAAGUACAUGUGCCAAAACAAGUGACGACAAUAAAAAGAGAGAAGAGAACACAUAACAAAAUCGAUCAAGAUUUGAUAAACGCAGCUAAGGUCGUUGUAGAUGGUCGGAUUUACUACAAUUGCAAAGAAUGCGGAAAAAAUCUCCACUCGCCCUAUACAUACGUUUGGCAUAUAAGAAUACACACCGGUGAGCGGCCUUACGUAUGCGAUCUGUGUGGAAAACAAUUCCGAGUAUCACAGGGCUUGGUGAGACAUUUACGGGAGACUCACGAGGGUAUUAAAAAAUUCCCAUGCGACCUCUGUGGUCGAAUGUUCGCAACUCGACGUAACGUGGAAGAACACAGGAGAAUUCACACAAACGAAAGACCGUACGUUUGUGAUCUCUGUGGCAAGUCUUUUAAACAAAAAGCGUCGCUUUUUGUGCACAAAAGAUCACAUAAGAACCACUUCCCGUUCAAAUGUAGCUAUUGCAAUCAAGGGUUUCGAACCAAACCUCCUUUGUUGGUGCAUAUAACGAGACAUACAGGGGAAAAACCGUACAAAUGUGAUAUUUGCGGCAGAUGUUUCCGAAUUAAGUAUGAAUUGAAGAGACAUAGACUUAUACAUUCGGAUGAGAAGCCGUGGGUGUGCAAUGUUUGCGGAUUCAGUUUUAGACAGAAACGGUAUUUGAGGAAUCACAUGAAGUCGAAUCAUAUGUUGGUGGCUUAAGAUAAAAAAGUGCCGGGUUGGUAUUGUUGUUUGUUUUAAUUAUGGUUGGAUGUUUUUACAUUCCUUUGAGAAUUUCCAGCACAUUUGUGUAUAUAUUGUCGUAUUUUUAUGUAAUCUGUGGUAAUAGAAUAAAGGAUAUGUAAUAAAGCUAAAGUA
This is a messenger RNA of Tribolium madens (black flour beetle), 1808 nucleotides long. RefSeq names its product zinc finger protein OZF-like. NCBI's taxonomy places the organism in Eukaryota, Metazoa, Arthropoda, Insecta, Coleoptera, Tenebrionidae. The record is from RefSeq and is a predicted model, not a curated record. Gene Ontology annotation, biological process: regulation of transcription by RNA polymerase II. The coding region runs from base 138 to 1652 and encodes 504 amino acids. Gene Ontology annotation, cellular component: nucleus. Gene Ontology annotation, molecular function: DNA-binding transcription factor activity, RNA polymerase II-specific; RNA polymerase II cis-regulatory region sequence-specific DNA binding; zinc ion binding. The transcript is spliced from 3 exons.